GUGCUUUGCAAUACGAGGCGGCGCCGAGCAACGCCAUCAUAUCGACACCUGCCAUGAUGGACGACAGUGCAAUCGUCGUCGAUUGCGGUUCCUAUCGCUGCCGCGUUGGAUUCGGAGGCGAAGACGCGCCAACGAGCAUCACAUACACACAGGCGGCCAUCAACGCAAUCAUGUGUACGCGGGGCGUGUUCUCGCUUGCCAACACUCAGAUGUGCGAAGACCUUUGGGACUACUUGCUGAGGGAAGAGCUUCGCGUCGCCAGUCGAGACUGCGCCGUUCUCCUCACGGAACCAAGCGGAAGGUCGCGAAAAGAGCGCGAAAGUUGGAGCGAGGUGUGGUUUGAGCAUUUCUCUGUGCCUGCUCUUCACAUGGUGAGCCAGCCGUUGCUUGCUCUCUAUGCCAGUGGAAAAACGAGUGGCCUCGUGCUGUACUCUGGUCACCACCACACCGAUAUCCUUCCUGUUUGUGAAAGCUCUAUUCUACGUGCAGGAGAGAAGAGAUUGGCCAUCGGUGGUCAUAACAUUACUGAAUACCUGGGGAGUUUGAUUCGAAGGCAUCGGGGCCCAAUUCGUCUUUCGAACGAUCACGUCUGUAAAAUGAAGGAGGAGAUCUGCUACAUCGCUAAAGACUACCAAAGAGAAUCCGAGUGUCCAAGUAGAGACGCCAUGGAAACGUACGAGCUUCCUGACGGUCGCGAAGUGAGCGUUGGAUUUGAACGAUUUAAAGCAACAGAAUUGCUGUUCAAGCCUGUUAUUGCUGGAAAAGACGGAUCGAGUCUAACCGACCUGAUUGCCUCAUCAAUCGAGAGUGUAGAGAUCGAAUCAAAGCGUCUACUGUAUUCGAACAUUGUCGUUGCCGGAGGAAAUACCUCGUUGUCUGGUUUCGAUGAGAGGCUACUGUUUGAGCUGAAAGAUCACGAUCACUUGCCACAGAUGAUGAAGCUGAGACUCAACAGCGAAUCGGAUAGAUCGCUAUCUGCGUGGAUAGGUGGCUCGAUUAUGACUUCACUGGGACCGUGUUGGCAACACUUUUGGAUCACGAGAGACAUGUAUGAUGAGAUAGGACCUUCGGUCGUCCACCGGAAGUCGUUCUGAUUAUAUCAUCGUUUAUGAUGCAGUCCCUAAACUGCAGACAUCUAGUUACACAGCAGGCAUAUUAAUUCUUUUAUCAGAGACACUAUGGAGAUGUGGGUUGGUUACUAUUUGGACAUCGAAAUAGGACAGUAGGUUUAUAGUAGUGUGGUAUACGUGGUGCACCCUAUACAGUAUUCAAGUUACAACUAACUAGCUCUACUGGUAUAUACAGACUUUAGUAUUUGUACAUGUGUAGCCUGCAGGCAUCAAAUGUAGACUAAUUUUCGUAGGUAUCAGAGCUCAUGCAGUGAUUGUUACUCGUUGUAAAUGUGUUUUCUGUAAAUUUCGUCAGAUCUCAGUGUACAUCUUGAUGCAUAUUUCGAUAGAUCUGUCGUGUGACUGGUUCGUGUCAUGAAGCUGCAAGUAGACCUUAAAAAAUUGAUUCGCACUGUAUAGCGGUG
Molecule: messenger RNA, 1534 nt
Organism: Corticium candelabrum
Lineage: Eukaryota; Metazoa; Porifera; Homoscleromorpha; Homosclerophorida; Plakinidae
Exons: 2
Coding region: 54-1094 (346 amino acids)
Source: RefSeq, a predicted model, not a curated record